AAGAGACUAAAAUUAAUUAAAAAAGAGGACUAAUUGCAUGCGGAUUAUCUACAGUUUCCAGUUUCGCUGCUGCAGAUAUCCUCAUCUUGGACAACGGAUAGAAUAUACAACAAACUAAACAUCAAAAAAAUAAAACAACGACAUUUAUGCCAUCUCUUUCAAUGUCAUGUACCGUGAUUCCUAUUUUAAAUUGAAUCUUCUUCAUCUCUCGCAGUAUUCGUCGCCAUCAUCAUCAUAUUAUACCAUAUCCUAAAGCUGGAGACUGUUGUGAUAGCUGCGUUAAUGGAGUAUCCAAAGUAAAAUGCCAGACGACAGAGUGACAGUUCGGGAAAAGUAAGACAACGCCAUUGCCAUUAGCAAAACGACGACAACGGUAAACGACGUGAUUUCCCUAGACGAAUACACAACGACAUCGAAAGAAAUACGAAUCCGAAAACGUAAACGACAGCCCCAUUUCAUCCCGCAUUCAGCGAAUGUCGCAGCAUUAUCGCCUCAAUCUUAAAAAGAGGAGAUGAUGCAAUUGUACAUGUUAAUGCAAAAUCCUUCCAUCACAAUUUGACACUAAGGCGCACGGGAGUUCAAAUGUCAUACGCAUCGACACCACCAGGUGGAGAAGCGACAGCGACAUCGACAUGCGAAAAGCUGGUCGUGGUGACAGCGAAUACUAUAUUCUGCUCCAUCAAUUCUGGUAUUUGAAUUAGAGAGUUUUGUUUACACCUAGAGUGACGUCCUUGUGCCUUUAAGGGAGAGAAAGAGAGAAAGAGUAAGAAGAAAGAAAUAUAGAAACAAAUUUCAAACACAUAUUUAUACUCCUUGAAUUUGUUUGGUUUUUAAGAAAAGAAAAGAAGCAACGCAGGAGUACACAAAGAAAACAAUAGAAAAUGAUUUGUCAUCCUGGUUGGCGGGAGAAAAAGCAGCAACGACGACGACCCGGCUACUCAUGGCUGAUAGUGGUCCUCCUGACACUUGUCACCAAGUUGGAUGAUAAAUUGAUACUCGCCUGUCCGUCAGAUGUGUGCAUCUGCAAAUGGAAGGGCGGCAAACAGACGGUGGAGUGUGGCAGCCAGCAACUUGCAGCCAUACCCGAGGGCAUGGAUCCCGGCACACAGGUGCUGAACUUUUCCGGUAACAGUUUGCAAGUGCUGCAGAGCGAACGAUUCCUUAGGAUGGACCUGCUUAAUCUGCAGAAGAUUUAUCUGUCACGCAAUCAACUGAUACGAAUUCAUGAGAAAGCAUUUCGAGGAUUAUCCAACCUCGUCGAGCUGGAUUUGUCGGAUAAUUCCUUGCAACACGUCCCCAGCGAGACGUUCCAAGACUACACUUCCUUGAUGAGAUUGUCCCUCAGUGGGAAUCCUAUACGAGAAUUGAAAACAUCUGCAUUCCGACACCUAUCGUUCCUAACCACACUAGAGCUAAGCAACUGCCAGGUGGAGCGAAUCGAGAACGAAGCCUUUAUUGGAAUGGACAAUCUGGAGUGGCUGCGUUUGGACGGCAAUCGCAUUGGUUUUAUCCAAGGGAGCCACAUACUGCCGAAAUCCCUGCAUGGGGUAAGUUUGCAGAGCAACCGAUGGACGUGCGACUGCAGGUUGAUUGACAUGCACGCCUGGCUGGUGAACUACAAUACACCUCAGGCAGAGGAGCCCAAGUGCGUUGAGCCACCCCGACUAAAGGGUCAAGUGAUAAAAGCUCUGAAAAAGGACGAUCUAGCGUGCUUGCCAGAGGUGACUCCCAAAUCAACGUACACCGAAAUCUCAGAAGGCCGCAACAUAUCAAUCAUGUGCGUGGUGAGGGCACUCCCCGAGCCCAAAGUACUGUGGCUCUUCAACGGCCAAGUAAUGACCAAUGACAGCCUGCUGGACAAUCUACACAUGUUCUAUUACAUAGACGAGUCCGGUGGCGAGGAGAAGCGCAGUGAAGUCUUCAUAUACAACGUCGGCCCCGAAGAUAAUGGAACCUUCUCGUGUGUUGGCCAAAACAUCGCCGGUACUACUUUCAGCAAUUACACGCUUAGGGUGAUUAUCAAGGAGCCACCGGUGGUGAAGGAGGUAUCCUUUCCACAGGACUACAUGAACUACAUCAUUGCCAGCAGCCUGGGAGCAUCGGUUAUAUUCGUCGUCCUGUUAUGUACGGUUGUGAUCAAGUGCAGGCAGAAGAAGAAGCCAAAGAUGAAAAACAAGCCCCAGGAGACCACAACCACAAACGACAAUGGCAUGAUGAAGUGCUCGUCGAUAAUAAACGGCGAGGAGGAAUUGUCCUCGCCAAAGAUGGUCAAAGAGAAUGGUGUCGUUAUCGGUGGCCAGAUGAAACAGAAUCUGAUGAUGUACGCUCCUGUGGCACAUCACAUCAUGGACAACGGAAGCAUGCAAUUGACAUCGAGUGGCGCACCAACACCACCUUUAAUCGGUGGCAGCAACGAUGGCAGACAUCCUUUGGGGAUGAUAAGCGGCAGCAUAGCAUAUUGCUCGCCACCAUCGUCAGUCCGGAAUUAUCAGGAAAAGAAUCCGGACCUGGUCAACGAUGCUGAGAGUGGAAAGAAUAAAAUGAAGGCUUCGGCGUCCGAUUGUGGGGCAGAGUACGAGGUAAGUAGCGAUUGUUCCGGUCCAUGUAGUAUACCCCCUGGGGGAGUCGGAGGAGUCGGUGGUGGUGCAUUUGACAACUGCUACCAACUAUCGAAUCAAUUUGGCUCCCAAAUUAUUCGACCGAGUAGUGGUGUAGCACAUGCUCGUUUUACCGCUGCCAUGUCAACAAUUCCUCGGGGGCUCCACCUAAAGGCAUUGAACAACAACAGCAGCUCGAACGGAGGAAUGGGUGGCAACCAGCACCAAGUGGAUGUGCAUUUAAAUCCUGUGUGCUUCCUAGGACAAGACGGUUUCGCCUAUGACUUCAGUAACAAUCACUUGCAGCAACAACAGCAGGCGGUCCAAUCCAAUCAGCAACAACACUUUUAUCGCACACUGCCACACAACAGGGCCCAUAAGCAGCAGCAAUUCGCCGCAUCAGCGGCUAAUCCAGGUACCCGAUACAGCUUGGAAGCGGAAUUCCUUCAACGCACCGGAACCCCAACUUAUGAGAAAUACCACCUACCGCACGUUCGGUUCACGGCCGAGGGAUAUCCGGUGCAUCCAAUUGUGCAAUACCCAUCCCCACCAGAGGGCUACAAGGCUGAUUAUGGAGACCAGCAGCAGCAUCAGCAUCAACAGCAGCAUCAGCAGCAGCCAGCGAUGUUGGCAUCAACAGCUGCCACAAUUUGCACAACGAGUUCGGGCUUCCAACAAUGGCCACCUUGUCUGCCAGGCUAUCAUGCUCAACCAAUCCGAUAUCCGCCAGGAGCUAUGCCAACUUCGGCAUUGCCACCCUUGCAACAGCCACAGUCAAUUGUUUCGUCACCACCACCAACUCACCAACAGCAGCAACAGCAGCAGCAGCAUCAACAAAAGCAAUUGUCAAGCUCUCCUGCGACCGGAAACGGUCUAGCAACAGCAGCAGGAGCAGCAGCUGGAGCAGGGCCCAGUGUUAGCGGUACCGCUAUCAAUCAGGUACCAGUGAUCUCAAGUCACACGCAAACCAACACAAGCAGCACGGCGACCUCAACGUUCGAGGUGAAGAAACGAUGCGUGGGCGCCCAAACAACUGACAUGGAGUCCUCAUCCCCCAUCCCAGAGGGCGACGAAGAGAUACCAAUGCCACCCGGCCAACAACAGCAGGAGUCAUCGAAACUGCGCCAUCUGACAGGACCGCUGGCAGACAGUCCUGACGAAGGCUAUGUAGGCGAUUCGCAAGAGGGCUCCGACAUUUGACAGAGGGACGAAGAUGGCUCGACGUACGUAAGUGCUGGUUGUCUCGAUGAUUCAGUUGCUCUAUAAGGAGGAAAGUAUCUAAAACAGCAAUAUGUAUCUAUCAAACUAUAAGUAGGGUAUAAAUAUCAGAAAACACACUCUAUACAAACUCUCACUUGUUUAGCUGUGGUGUUGGUGGGUGCAUGACUUGAGUUUGAGUUUGGGUUCAAGUUAGGUGUGAGUUAUUUAAGGGUUGGGUUGGGUACGGGUUUUGGUUGAUGGGUUUUUGUGAAAAUAAAGCUUUGCAAUUGAAGUAUCUUGCCAUCAAUCGAAAACUUUGCCACGCACAAAUACGAGUGCCUCUGUCUCCUAGAUAUAGACAUUAGACAGUUCGACUAAAGUUACAAAUGAGAUGGCUUCGUUCGUCUAUAAUGUGAUGUGGGGGAUCCAUUUGCUCUGUCUCCUUCUCGUCGCUCCUCGCUAGUCCUUUUGUAUUCGGUUUUCGUUUUAUUAUAUAUCUGACGAUGGGUUUGAUGUGUUGCGGUGGAGGGCGGUGGCAGUGAUGGUGUGGUGGUGGUGAUAAUUGAAAAAGUUUGUUUUCAUCUAAUUUAAAGUUUAUCUUUCACUUAAAAAACAAACAAAAAAAAAUCCUUCAGAUUGUUGUUUUAUAUUUUUGCUUAUAUUUGAACUUUCGAUGUCACUCACAUAUUAAAUAAUAUCCUUUGUAUCCUUCAUAUGAUGUUUUUAAAACAAAAAAAAAAAACAAUUUCAUUAUAUUCGUUCGGUUGUUAGGUUGUUACACGUGUUGAACGUGAGAAAGUUUUCAUUUGUUGUGCUGAAUAUUUUCCUCAACUAUUAAAAAACACAAAAUUAGACCCUGGGUUCCUGACAUUAGUGAUGUGUUGAAAAAGGGAAAACCAGUUUCGCUACAAUGUAUUUAUCUAUGUAGGGUUUUAGGGACAAAGGACACGCAAAAGUUUUACAAAAGAGUUUUUUUUUGCAAUAUUUUUCGUUAGGUUUAAAAUUUACAAAAGUUAGUUUUGCACGGAUGGACGCAAAAAGUACUUCUAAAUACCUCAGAUUGGUAUCUAUAACCAUAAACAAUAUUUUUAACUGUAUAACUUUCGCACGGUUUAAUGUUUAAGGGAGUAGAGAAAGAUACCGGAUGUGGUUUCAUUUCUCUUAAUAACAAGUUAGAAAGUUAAGAAAGAAUCCUUAAAGGUGAAUUCUUCUAUUUCGUAAAAAUUAAAUUUUAAAGUUUUUAAUUCUUAGUUAAUCAAACUGAAUCCUAAAGAGAGAAACCGAAUGGAUUAUUUUUUUCAUGUGUUUUUUUAAGAAGAGAUUUCAAUAGUUUGUUAUUUUAAGUUUUUUUUAAAUACUUCUUCUGCAAAAAGCUUUAUUUCUACAAAAAACAUUUUUAAAUUAAAAAUAAACACAGUACGAGUAAGAAACACUUCAAUUUUAAACGAAAAACUCAGAAACAAAAUUUCAUCAAUCAAUAAAAAAACACACAACAAAUUAUACGAAAAUAUUUCUUCUAUAAAAUGUAAAUAAUUAAAAAUAGAAAAAAUAAAUUGUUAGAUAUCUAAGACUAUUUAAGUGCACUCUAAAAUAAAAAAUUUCUUAAGGUUAAACUAAAAAGUAAUAAAAAAAUAAAAAUAUAAAAACAAAAUAAACAGAAACAAAAACACUUGUAAAACUUAAUUAAACUAAAUGUAAAUACAAACUAAAGCAAAAAAAAAAAUAUUAAAAAAAUUAAUAAAUUGUUUAAAACAAAAAAAUAAAAGUAUUAAAAUAAAUACUAUUUAAAUUUAGGCAAACAAAAAAAAUUCAAAACACACAAAAAAAUUGAAACGAAGAGUGACAGUUUUUUAAUUUUAAUUUUAAAUGAAACCAUUUAUAUUAUUUUAAGAAUUUCAUAAAACAAACCAUAAAACUGUAUGUACUACAUUUUUGGAAAUACGAAAAAAAUGCAGAUUACUUAAAAAUAUGUGUGUCAUAUUUGAAUAACAUUUUACUAACCAAAGAAGAAAAAAUAAAUAAAAAAAAUCACAAUUCAGUACAUGGCCUUCAGUAAAAAUUAAAUACUUCCAAUCUAACCUUCUUAAUUAAAAUUUGAGUUCUACCCUGUGUACCUUUGUAAUUUUCACCAACAACAACAAAAGUUAAAAAUUAAUUUUAUAAAUUAUAAAAAUUAAUGAUAAACAAAACAUCAUUUAAUAAUAAAAAAAAUAUUUAUAUAAAUAGAUAUUUAUAAAAUUUGUAUUAAUGUAAAUACUGCAAUAAAAUUAAUUCACAUACAAAAUUGAAAAAUAAAAAAAUAUAAAAACGACUAAAAAAAAACACAAAAUAAUUUUUUAGUUGCAUUUUAUCGAAUUCUCUAGGAAAAAAAUCACAUUUUAGAAAAAAAAAAACUUUCACUUCGUGUAUUAUUAUUACUUACAUACAUUACAAAAAAUAAGAAGGGGCAAUUGGUUAAGAACAAAAGAAAACACACACAGAUUUAAAAAACAAAAUGAAUAAAUUAGGCAAAGUCUUGUACAAUGAAAAUGAAUUUUAGGUAUUUUAUAAUGUUUUUUGUAAAAAGAAUUUAAAAACAAUAAAAAAAAUAUAUAAAACUUAUAAAAUUAUUUCAUAAAAUGUAUAAACAAUAAAAUUAAAUAAAAUUAAUAAAAAUAUGUAUAAAUAAAAAAAAACAUACUUAAAAAAUAAAAGAAAUACAAAAAAAAAACUGAAUCACAUUUUAAGUAGUGUUGAUAUAUUUGGUACUGUAAGUUAUGGAUUAUAAUAAUAAUGAAAAAUAAA
Molecule: messenger RNA, 6581 nt
Organism: Eupeodes corollae
Lineage: Eukaryota; Metazoa; Arthropoda; Insecta; Diptera; Syrphidae
Gene: kek2
Exons: 3
Coding region: 882-3797 (971 amino acids)
Molecular function (GO): protein binding
Source: RefSeq, a predicted model, not a curated record